AUGACUGCCGACUACCCGAAUUUUAAGACAAUUGCCCUCGAUAGCGAGUACUUGGAGGACAUCAAGUCCAACAUUCGCAACAGACCCAUUGCGUGGGACGGGUUUGCUCGCACCAAAGAAUUGACCGAGGAUGAAGCCGCCAAGAUUAAGACCUUGAGUCAGGCAGCCACUAUACAGCAGAAGGCGGCGGCUAUCGACCAGGCGCCCGCGGUAUACGCAACGACGUUGUUGUCUGUAUUAGACAAGAUCAAGCGCGACGACGUGCUCAAGUCUUUGCUAGUGUUGACCAACGACCUUUUGCUCGGCGUGCCCAUCUUUUCCGAGGAGUUGUUAAAACUCUCGCUCGACGCAGACACGUUGCCAUACGAGCCGUUUACGAAGUUCUUGGGCUCUGCUGAUGAAUCUAUUAAGGUAUUGGGAGUGUACAACUUGGUCAUUUUAUUGGCGCAGCGCGCAUACACUAAGCACGCGUACGUGGCACAGACUGUGGAUGUGUUAAGCAAGACGAUUGCGGCGUCCACCAACUUAGAUAGCGUUGCAACCGCUGUCCAGUUGUUGAGACACCUCUUCACGCUCCCAGAGUACCGCGAGGUGUACUGGAAAAGCCAUGCAACGCUCUUCCCGCCGUUAUUAACGUUCCUCCAGUCAGGCAAGGGUGAUUUGCAGGUCCGGUACCACACGUUGUUAGCGGUGUGGUUGUUGACCUUCAGCGAGCGCAUCUCUGUGGAGAUGCCAUUGCACUAUCAGGGUGUGUUGAAGGUGUUGACGGGCAUUGCGAAGAACUCUAUCAAGGAGAAAAUUACGCGUCUUGCGAUCGCUAUCUUGCAUAACUUUGUGGCGCCAAAAAGUGCGGCUUACGCAGAGGCCAAGACCAAGGUUGUCAAAGUGUUGUUGUUGAACAACGUGUUGCCGUUGAUGAAGACGUUUUCUGAGAGAAGAUGGAGUGACGAGGAGUUGGUAGCCGAUUUGGCUGCUUUGACAGAAACACUCAACAAUGCCUUAGUCUCGUUGACUUCCAUGGACGAGUAUCUCCUUGAGUUGGACUCGGGGAAGAUGACCAACUCACCGCCGCACUCCUCUGAGGAGUUCUGGCACGAAAACGUCUUCCGUUUCAAGGAAAACAACUUCCAGUUGUUCAAGCGCCUCUUGGCCUUGUUGCGAACCGACUUGUCCAGCAUCUACAACCCCCAGAUCAUCUUGAACGAUGUCACCUGCGUCGUAAGCAAGAUUCCGGAGGCGAGCAAGGUUGUUGCCCAGACCGGUGCCAAAGCCGUUAUCAUGGAGUUGAUGACCAUCGGCAGCCCCGAGGUGAGAUACGAGGCGUUGAAGGCCACGCAGGCGCUUGUGGCGAAUACGUUUAACUAG
Babjeviella inositovora NRRL Y-12698 is the source of this 1365-nucleotide messenger RNA. It is a transcript of the gene VMA13, whose product is annotated as H(+)-transporting V1 sector ATPase subunit H. The record is from RefSeq and is a predicted model, not a curated record. The coding region runs from base 1 to 1365 and encodes 454 amino acids. Gene Ontology annotation, cellular component: fungal-type vacuole membrane; vacuolar proton-transporting V-type ATPase, V1 domain. The transcript is spliced from 2 exons. Gene Ontology annotation, biological process: proton transmembrane transport. Gene Ontology annotation, molecular function: proton-transporting ATPase activity, rotational mechanism. Lineage: Eukaryota; Fungi; Ascomycota; Pichiomycetes; Serinales.